This is a messenger RNA of Oncorhynchus gorbuscha (pink salmon), 1832 nucleotides long. RefSeq names its product tumor protein p53 inducible protein 3 (gene tp53i3). The record is from RefSeq and is a predicted model, not a curated record. The transcript has 7 exons. Gene Ontology annotation, molecular function: quinone binding; NADPH binding; quinone reductase (NADPH) activity. Bases 268 to 1314 code for a protein of 348 amino acids. NCBI's taxonomy places the organism in Eukaryota, Metazoa, Chordata, Actinopteri, Salmoniformes, Salmonidae.
UAGCUUACAUAAUAUAUUUGUGUAAUCCAGUAUAUUCAUUGCCCUCUCCUGUUGUGUGGCAGAAUGAGCUCGAGAGAUGUUCGGUAGUUCUGACAACUUUCUGCCCACAUUAGCGAGGUGAUAGGACGUGUAAACAAUGUAGCCAAUACUCGCAACAAAAUAUCUGUCAUAAAAGCUACAUUGGCGAUUUCACUACGUUGUCAAUGGCUACAUUGUUGCACUACCGUCAAUCAACACUGUGUAAACUUUGCGCAAGUUCUUGAAGACAUGUCACAACAUCAGAGACCAUCAGAAAACGAUAUGAUGACGGCAGUGUGUAUUGACACACCAGGAGGACCAGAGAGUAUGCUGUUGAGGAAUGUCCCCAGACCUCAACCUGAACAUGGAGAAGUCCUCAUCAGAGUCCAUGCAACCGCACUGAACAGGGCUGACACAUUGCAGAGGAAAGGACUGUACCCCGCUCCACCUGGUGAGAGUGAGGUCCUGGGUCUGGAGGCAGCUGGUACGGUGGCCAGCGUUGGCCCAGGUGUUAGGCAGUGCUGGGGGCUAGGGGACCGGGUCAUGACCCUACUCUCUGGAGGAGGGUAUGCCGAGUAUGUGGCUGUUCCAGAGGAGCUUCUCAUGUCUAUCCCCACUCAUCUCACUGUAUACCAGGCUGCUGCCAUACCUGAGGCCUGGCUCACUGCAUUUCAGCUCCUGCACUUCGUAGCUCAGGUGAAGGAAGGAGAGAUAGUGUUGGUGCAUGCUGGGGCCAGUGGGGUGGGGACUGCCGCUGUCCAGCUGGUCCGAUUGGCUGGGGCUAUUCCCAUAGUUACUGCAGGAAGCUCUGAGAAACUACAGAUGGCAGAGACACUGGGAGCCGCUGCUGGUUUCAACUACAAACUUGAGGACUUUGCAGAGAAAGUUAGUGAUUUUACAGCAGGCAGGGGAGCAAACGUCAUCCUGGACUGCAUUGGUGGGUCCAACUGGGAGAGGAACGUGGCCUGUCUGGCCACAGAUGGACGAUGGGUGCUGUAUGGCUGCAUGGGCGGAAAGACUGUGACAGGAGACAUACUGGGCAAGCUGCUGUCCAAACGAGGACAGCUCCUCUGCAGUCUCCUAAGGUCACGCAGUCUGCAGUAUAAAGCAGAUCUGGUGAGAGCCUUCUCAGAAAGGGCCCUACCUCACUUCUCAGACCCGACUAGCUCCCCCUGCCGCCUGAGGCCUGUAAUCGACAGCAUGUUCAGUCUGGACCAGGUAGCUGAUGCUCACAGACACAUGGAAGCCAAUAGAAACACGGGAAAGAUUGUAAUCAAUGUCAUGAACCCACAAUGAUGGGACCUCGAGUGACGGUGUCCUCUUUCCAUCUAGCUCCAAACUCAACAUUUGGUUGAGCAACUUGGUUUAUGACCAUUCACCUCUAUAACAAAAUAAAAUGUUAUUUGUCACAAGCGCCGUAUAUAACGGGUGUAGACUUUAAAAUGAAAUGAUUACUUACAAGCCUUUAACCAACAAUGCAGAGCUAGAAUGUAAGAAAAAGGGAAAUAGCAACGCAAUAAAAUAAUGAGGCUAUAUACAAAGAGUACCUGUACAGAGUCAAUGUGCAGAGGUAGGAGGGAGUUGAAUGCAUAUGUCCCUACUACAGUAACUAUGGUGACAGUGUCUCCUCACCUUAACAGUGUUUGUAUCACCUUCUGUUUAUUGUUCAGUCAAAUUAUGCAUAUUAUUUUUUACUUUGUUUGGCCCAUCUGUGAUUUCAUUAUAAACAAUAAUAAAUUGUAUAAAUUGUAUAAACAAGAACAAUCAAUAUUGUUUAUAAAAAAUAUUGUUUGUAAUAAUUUAUUUUCUGUUCA